GGCUGGAUUGGAUCCCUCCAAAGACAUCCUCUUUCCUCUUGUCCUCUGUCCUGUCUGUUGAUUGAAACCAGAGCCUGCCUGCCAUGGGGGUGUGAGAAGAGGGCGGGGAGAGGAGGGCAGCUCAUGCUGCUGGAGUUAUUAGUGUUCAGCUCUGAGUGAAAACAAGAGGAUCGGGACAUGGGGCUCCAUCUGCACCCAGCUCACGCUUCCAAAUGGGUCAGAGGAGACGUAGUGCCCUGUUCCUUGCAGGGAAGAAGAGACUCCCAGAGAUAGUCUGCAGGAUGUUGCUACUGCUGGUGAUGGGUCUGGCUUGGUCCUUCCAUGGAGCCUCCUGCUUGCCACAUCCCACCGGACUCACAUGGGCAGAAGAGGGUGCAGAAGGGCAGUGCCAGUGUGUGCCACAGCUGUGCCCUAGAGCCACAGCCUGCCCAGCAGGCUUGGUGCGUGACCACUGCGGCUGCUGCCUGGAAUGCGGGAAUGCCGAGGGGCAGCCCUGCGACCUGGAUGGCAGUGGCACCUUCUAUGGGAGGUGCGGAGAGCACCUGGAGUGCCAGCUGGACAUCCAGGAGCUAGGCUAUGGGGGGAUCCCCAAGCCGCAAUGUGUGUGCAGGUCCCAGGGGGCCGUGUGUGGCUCUGAUCACAUCACCUACCAGAACAUCUGCAAGUUCCAGGAGGCCGUGCGUGAGAGAGAGAAGUGGAACCUCAGCAUCACCAGUGAUGGGCCCUGCCAAGCAGUUCCCCAGAUCAAGCACCAUCCCCAAGACCAGGUAAACAUGUCGGGCCAUGAUGUGAUCUUCAUGUGUGAGGUCUUUGCCUACCCCAUGGCCCUCGUGGAAUGGAGGAAGGAUGAAGAAGAAUUUGCUCUACCUGGAGAUGAUCCUCACAUCUCCAUCCAGUCCAGGGGUGGCCCUUUGAAAUACGAGCUGUCCAGCUGGCUGCAGAUUGAAGGGGUGAGGAAGGCGGAUGGAGGCACCUACUUCUGCAUUGCACACAACAAGCUGGGCAAUGCCACUGCCAAAGCUACUCUUCUUGUCGCCAGUGCAGAAGCUGCUCCCCCUUCCCUGUUUAGCUCCCCAGUGAACCCAGGAGAAGAGGCUCCCACAGCCAGCGAGGAAGAGGAGGAUUACUCUGAUUAUUACUAAUGUGGUGCCAUCCCUGCCCCCGGCUAACUGACCCUGCUGCAGAAAUCAGAAUGGGCCGCGUCAAGACAGGGGAAGCAAAUGAGCCUGGAGGGCAGGGCUUUUCCAGCUUCCUCUGGCUGGUGCUGAGAUGUCCUGGAUCCUGUGAUGCCAACAGCCAUGGGCCAGGUCUCUCAUGAAGGACAUUAGGAUAUGGGCAAGAAGCUCCAAAGCUGACUCUCCUGCCACUGGCUUGCCUGGGGAAUGGGUAAACAGACUCCUGAGGGUUAGGAAGUGCCCCUACCUAGCAUGCCUUAACCCCGUACCCUUCAUUCAGGCAGUGGUGUUCAAAGAGAUCAAAGGGGCCAUUUGACUGAAGGAGCCAAAUGGACAUUGACUAGAUGCACUUACUGCUACUGAACGCUGCAGUAACACAGCUGUCCUCUAGAGAACCCUGGAGAGCUACUGCGCAAUGUGGUGAGGAGUGAAAUUCCACUCUGUGUAGUGGGGUCAACACAAAGCCUGGGCAUCGCUUCAGUCUCACUUAGUCCCUGCUGUGCAAAGGGCCAGCACGAGGGCUGUGCUUAAGAGAAGCACAGGCUUUCUCUCACCUUCUGUACACAGGUAAAUGUCACUCAGGGCCUUCAUUUUAAUGCUCCACAUUCUGCUGGGGAGCAGGGGAGUGCUGCUGAGGUUACAGUUGUAAAGAUGCUCCAGUGCUCCAGGGAUGGUAAGGGCUAGGUUGUAGGGGAACAAAAAAUGAUGUGCGUGCAGUGCUGGGGAGCACAGUUGGCAAGAUUUCCCUCUAAGCUAGCCAGGGGGAGACGGGGGAGAAGAUCAGAGCUGGAUGCAUUUCAGGGAAACCUUAGGCAGGUGCACAAGUUCUCUGCACCCCCCUGCAGUGCAUCGGAAGCAGGACUGUACCCAAGCCUGUCCCAGCGGCUGCAGGAUCCUAAUGCAGCCUGGGCUCUCCUCUUGCCAGAGGAUGCAGAGGGUGGAAGGGAUGGGGGUGGGAGCAAGGGAACAGAACAGACUGGAGAGUGGAGCACCUAGUUGAAAGGGGGCUGUAUCUGGUUUGCAAGCACUCAAGGAAAGAAAAUGAUUAGCUGUGAAAGAUGCUUCCUAUGAGACCUGUAACGGUUUAUAUCCUAUUUGCAGCGAGGGUAUAAAUAACAGCCUGUUUCCGGGUAGAGAAGAGCCUGGGUCUCAUGUAUAUUUUAAAUGAUUCCAAAGAAUUUCAUUCCUAGUUAUGUCCAGCUGGUGAGGGAAUGUGAUCUCCUGUGGAUUCUUGCAAUGAUAACACUUUGCCUGGCUCUGGUGCCUUCCAUCAGGGCCCAUUGCAAACAUUAGCUGAUUAGCCUUCAGCCUCAUAUCAUUAUCUUCAUUUUACAGAUGGGGAAACUGAGUUACAGGGAGGGCAAGUAAGUGACUUGCCCAAGGUCAUGCAGUCAUGAGCAGAGAGGCAUUAGUCCCCCUCUGUGGGCCAGGUUUCAUUGUCAGAAAAGCUUGCCCUUUAAUUAGGUGCUUAAGCAGGAGCUGAAGCUCUUCUGAAAACCUGGACCCAGCUGUGGAUGCUGAGGCUUGCUGCAAGUUCUGGCGUCUGAUGUCUCUGGGGUAACCACAUCUGGAAUAUCAUGUUCAGUCCUGGGCACCACAUUCCCAGAUGCACAUUGACAGACUGGAAGGAGUUCAGAGAAGAAUGACAAGGAUGAUCAAGGAGGUGAGGAAAGAUUAAAAGAGCUAAAUCCAUCUGGUUUAGCUAAGCAAUGACUGAAAGGGGACGUGGUAACAGCCUGUCACUAUCGGAAGGCUGUGAACUCCAAGAAAGGAGAAGGGUUAUUUAUGGUCAUUCGGGAUUAACUAGGAGGAAUGGGAUAACAGUUAUUAUUUGUUUUGCAGUAGCCUGAGAACCCGCAGUCCCAUUGUAUAUAGCAAAGAGACAGUCCCUGCCUCAAAGAGCUUGGAAUGCAAGUAAUGGUACUAGGAAAGGGACUAUCAGGACAGCCUUCCCGAUGGUGAGAUCCGUAAGGUGAUUUGGGAACUCCAUCACUUGGGAUAUUUAGGACUAAACUCUAGAAAACAGGCAAUAGGGAAGAAUCCUGCAUAGGUCUCUUCUAUGAACCCAGGAGUCCUGGGUCCCAGUUCCCUGCUCUAACUGCGAGAGCAUGUGAAUGCUCGCUUGCCAAAGGUCUUUGCAGUAAAUCCCCUGUAUAAUAUUAGGACGGGCACAAGGUGCUCCCACACGAGUACUUCUUGGGCAAUCACGGCCCCUUCCACGUUCUUGGGGAAGAGGGUGUGUUGAUGUGAAUUACAGCCUGGUACCCCCCCUGAAAAGCCCCAGAUCUGAAAUGUCCAUUGCAAAGACCCUUGCACUGGUCUGAACUCAUUGGAAUCUCUGGAUAACACUUCCCCAUCCCAGGCGCCAUCUCCUCUUUCCCCAGUCCUUCAUCCCAACUCAGGACCCCCCCAGGCAGAACAGGAGCAGGUAUGCUGCCUGCUGCUGUGCCUCAUGGAGGAAGCUCUGGAAGGAUGGCAGCAAAUCGAGAUUAUGGCCCUUGUGUGACCCACAGCUGGGCUUAAAGGGACAGUGGUCUAGGAUGGGCACUUACUUUCCCUCUCCCACCCAUGAUUGCUCCCCAAGACCGUUUCCCUCUUGCCCAAUGGCGACUUCUGUUAUUCCAAACACCUGGAACAGAGUAACUGGCCUGUCACACGACUUUCAAGUGCCAGUGCCCCAUUUCAGCAGGGAUUAUAUUUUUCUGUAGACCGAGCACAUCAUGCAAAAAUUAUUAUAAUUAUUAUUAGAAAUAAAGUGAUUGAAAUAAUAAAA
Messenger RNA from Chrysemys picta bellii (western painted turtle), 3948 nucleotides. RefSeq names its product kazal-type serine protease inhibitor domain-containing protein 1-like. Gene Ontology annotation, molecular function: insulin-like growth factor binding. Gene Ontology annotation, biological process: regulation of cell growth; regulation of signal transduction. Gene Ontology annotation, cellular component: interstitial matrix; extracellular region. Lineage: Eukaryota; Metazoa; Chordata; Testudines; Emydidae. The record is from RefSeq and is a predicted model, not a curated record.